Messenger RNA from Sabethes cyaneus, 1627 nucleotides. It is a transcript of the gene BckdhA, whose product is annotated as 2-oxoisovalerate dehydrogenase subunit alpha, mitochondrial. The transcript has 2 exons. Gene Ontology annotation, molecular function: oxidoreductase activity, acting on the aldehyde or oxo group of donors, disulfide as acceptor. Gene Ontology annotation, biological process: branched-chain amino acid catabolic process. The record is from RefSeq and is a predicted model, not a curated record. The coding region runs from base 124 to 1449 and encodes 441 amino acids. NCBI's taxonomy places the organism in Eukaryota, Metazoa, Arthropoda, Insecta, Diptera, Culicidae.
UUAUCACUUCCAUACAGGCAAGUAUUUUUGUGUCAAAAAGUCGCAAUUGACGUAACAUCUCUUUUAGUAGAAGGAUAUAUUUUAGGAAUUUUCCGUAACUAAGUUCCACCACAGUGCCUAGACAUGUCUCUUGUUCGUUCCGUGAGCUCAAUUGUCCGGUUGGCCAACAGAAACCAGCUGGUCCAAAAGUGCAUGGCAACACGGACGGUGCACAGCGAAACACAGAGCUCGGAGUCGACUGGCUCCGGGAAUCGUGAAUAUGCUAAAUUUCCGGGGGCGAAAGCGGCUUUCACCUACAAACCGACGGUUUCGUUACCGCAGAGCGUAAAGCCGAUCCCAAUUUACCGUGUAAUGAAAUCCGAUGGGGGUAUCGAAGAACGCGAACAGGAUCCGAACUUGGACCGCGAAACGGUCCAGAAAAUGUUUCGGGAUAUGGUGCUUUUGAACACGCUGGACAAGAUUUUGUACGAAUCACAGCGACAGGGGAGAAUCUCGUUUUAUAUGACUAACUACGGUGAGGAAGCCAGUCAUAUUGGCAGUGCGGCGGCAUUGAGUCCCGACGACUGGGUCUUUGGACAAUACCGUGAGGCUGGUGUGCUUGUCUGGCGUGGUUUUACGAUAUCUGACUUCGUUAACCAAUGCUACGGAAACAAAGAGGAUGAGGGGAAAGGACGCCAAAUGCCCGUUCAUUAUGGAUCGAAAAAGUUGAACUUUGUGACGAUUUCUUCGCCGUUGGGAACACAGAUCCCGCAAGCCGUGGGUGCCGCCUACGCGUUCAAACAGCAGCCCGAUAAUAAUCGUUGCGUGAUCACAUACUUCGGAGAAGGGGCAGCAUCCGAAGGGGAUGCCCACGCUGCUUUUAACUUUGCGGCCACUCUGGACUGCCCGGUUAUUCUGUUCUGCCGCAAUAAUGGUUUUGCCAUUUCGACUCCCGCCAGUGAGCAAUACCGGGGAGAUGGAAUUGCCGGUCGCGCUGCUGGAUACGGUAUUGCAGCGUUACGAGUGGAUGGAACGGACGUUUUUGCGGUGUACAAUGCGACCAAGGUUGCACGGGAAUAUGCCCUCAAGCAUAACAAGCCGAUCGUUCUGGAGGCGAUGGCUUACCGUAUCAGUCAUCACUCUACUUCGGAUGACAGUACUGCGUACAGACCGGCGGAAGAACUGGAAGUUUGGAAUACGAUCGAGUAUCCGAUUGCAAAGUUGAAAAACUACAUGAAAAAACGACAGUGGUUCGACGAGAAAGAGGAGGCAAACAAUCUCAAAGCCGUCCGGCAGCAGAUUCUGGCGCAGAUCAACCAAUCGGAGAAAAUUCCGAAACCGGACUGGCGUGAGGUGUUCCAGGACGUUUACCACGAGAUGCCACCCCAUCUGAAGGAGCAGCUGAAGCAGAUGGAGGAACACGUGGAACAGUUUAAAGAGCACUAUCCGGUGAACAAUUUCAAAAAUUGAUGCUGCGCUUCGGAAUGAGAUUCUGAUAUAGGCGGUUGCUUAACGCUGUGACCGGUAAAAAGUGCAUUUAUUUUUUGUAGAAUAUAGGAUUCGUCGAAAUGUCUUCCAACAAUGUUUGUAUAAGGAUACGGACAAUAAAAUUUAGUUUUGCUAAUUUGUUUUGUAAUUUGUUAUAAUU